CGUAACCCUAAAAAAAGGGGACGGGUACGGGUAUACCGAAAUACCCGUUUCCCGUUGCCCACCCUUAGGGGCAGGUAAUCUGAAUUGACUCAUUUUAAAUGACACGUUUUGUAAAAUGAAACAAUUGGUCAAAUUGUCUCGUUUUGUACCUUGGGUCUCAAAUACUUGUCUUCCAUGACUAAUAAAUAAAAAAUGAAAAUGUUGUAUUUGCAAAUAUGUGGGGUCCACGAAUUUAGAGCUUAAAAAAAGUCUGCCCCACAAAUUUGUAUACAUCAACAAAAUAUAGAUUUUUUUAUCAAAUACAUAAUACUUGAUAUUUGGGUGCCAAAUACAUCACCCAAAUCUGAUACGUGUAAACGAGACAUUACCUUACUUUAGAUCAGAUUCAAUCUAGCCGGCGAUUUCUGUGGGCACCUCGUCCCAAUUCUAUCGAUGUCGAACGGCGGCGGAGGAAACCGGUGCUUGUUAAUUUCUUCCCUCCCUCCUCACGUUUCUCUGCUAUGAUUGAGAAUGCAAUCUGAUCCGAUUUACAGCCUCAUCGGAUGCAAUUCACCGUGAGGAAGUUUCUUGACGAGAUCCAUUAGGCAGGAGAGUACUUGCCCAGCCGGCUUCUUUCUCCGUAGAAUUUCCGGGAAAGCCUCUGUCUUUACCUUAGCGAAGGCCAAGUAAGUUCUGAAGUUCGGUUACUUCCUUUGCUUGAUAGAUACCAUAUACUGUGCUCUUUAGUAAUCCUUCCCAUUAUCUGCAAUGGGCGUUUGAAUUUGCUAGCGAUUGGAGAUUUCGUUCAUUGUAAGUUUCAAUUUUACUUGUACUCGGAUGCGCGUCGAUUGGGUAGUUCGAAAGUUUCACUCUACAAACAGUCUUUUGCUGCCCAGCUUUUGUAGCUUGUUACAUGUGCUAAUGAAUGUUUGCUCCUUUCCUGCGACCGCUGAAGCCCAAUUUGAAACCAAGUCUUUGCUUGUUACUAUUCUUCUGCUGCUCCUCGCGACUUGGGAGCAUGGACUUUGAUGCUCCUUCAUUUACAUAUUGGUUCUUCUGCAAUCUUAUGAAUUGAUCCUGGAAGUAUAUAGUUGGUGAAGCUUCAAGAUCAUUUAGGACAUGAUAUGGCAUUGUAUUUCAUUGCAAGCAUCUUUAUCCUGCAUAGGAAAUCAAUGCUUAUUCAUUGCCUACUUACCUGCACAUUUAGACUGAUGAUUGCCUUAUGUAGUGGUUUCUAAAUGUUUGUAGUUGUUAUUUCAUUCAGUGUAGUACCAUAAUUUGAUAUCGGACGUUCCUAUGUGGUGAUAUCUAAUGUGAUAUUAUGCUGCAGAUACCUGAUGCUGGGUUACCAUCCACCAAGGUGUUAACAAAGGUCAUGCUCUUGCAACCGGAAAUCAACAGACCAACCAGUAUCUUGCUGUGUCAAAUAUGCUUCCCAAGAACAUUGCACCUACUACAUUUGCAAUCAGAAGAACUCAGCUUUCGUGUUACAUUGUGUCUAUCUUCCUCGCGUUUGUAGCUAUUUCCCUUCUCUCAUCUAUUUCCUUCCACUUUUAUUCAACCUCAUCCCAGCCGUUUCUAAAAUCCCAAACCCAUAUUAACACUGCCCAAACUUCCCUCAAAGUCUAUGUAGCAAACCUCCCUAGAUCUCUUAACUAUGGUCUCUUGGAGAAAUACUGGGCUUCCCCUGUACCUGAUUCACGCAUUAGCUCUGAUCCAGAUCAUCCCAAGGACCAAACUAAAGCCAUGGCAUUCACUAGAGGCACCAAGUUUCCUCCAUACCCUGAAAAUCCAGUAAUCAAACAGUACAGUGCUGAGUACUGGAUCUUAGGGGACUUGAUGACACCAGAAGCUUCACGAACCAACUCAUUUGCCAAAAGGGUGUUUGAUGAGAGCGAGGCUGAUGUCUUCUUUGUACCGUUCUUUGCUACGUUGAGUGCAGAAAUGGAGCUAGGAAGAGGAAAGGGCACGUUUAGGAAGAAGGAAGGCAAUGAGGAUUACCAAAGGCAGAAGGAGGUACUUGAUUUUGUUAUGAACUCGGAAGCAUGGAAACGGUCUGGGGGUAGAGAUCAUGUUUUCGUUCUUACCGACCCAGUAGCAAUGUGGCAUGUGAAAGCUGAGAUAGCCCCAGCUGUUCUCCUGGUUGUUGAUUUUGGUGGUUGGUACAGGCUAGACUCAAAAUCAUCUAAAAGCAGCCUGCCUGGGCGGAUUCAACAUACUCAAGUUUCUGUGCUCAAAGAUGUGAUAGUUCCUUACACACAUCUUCUUCCUCCAUUGCCCUUAUCUGAAAAUAUGAAGCGCCACACUCUUCUAUAUUUCAAAGGAGCCAAACAUCGGCAAAGGGGAGGGGCAGUUCGAGAAAAAUUGUGGGAUUUGCUGGUUAACGAGCCUGGGGUGAUUAUGGAAGAAGGCUUUCCUAAUGCAACUGGAAGGGAGCAAUCAAUCAAAGGGAUGAGAACAUCAGAGUUCUGUCUUCACCCAGCUGGAGACACCCCAACUUCUUGCCGGCUCUUCGACGCCAUUCAAAGCCUAUGCAUACCGGUCAUAGUCAGUGACAGCAUCGAGCUUCCGUUCGAAGGGAUGGUGGAUUACUCCGAAUUCUCCAUCUUCGUUGCAACCAGCGACGCCUUGACACCAAACUGGCUCGUGCAUCACCUGCGAAGCAUCUCCGAGAGACAGAAGGAUGGAUUUCGGCGGAAGAUGUCCAUGAUUCAGCCAAUGUUUUGGUUGGACAAUGGCCAGCCCGGUGGCAUCGGGCCUGUUCAUCCAGAUGGUGCGGUGAACCACAUAUGGAGAAAGGUACACCAAAAAUUACCCAUGAUUAGGGAAGCUAUUGCUAGGGAGAAGAGGAGACCGGCUGGUGUAUCUGUUCCUUUGCGUUGUCAAUGUACUUGAUUGAAGAAGAGCCUUAACAAGCUAGGUACUGCUGAUGUUUUGUUCUGUGCUUUAAUUUCUGGAUGUGGAUGAAAUGGUCUAGCUAGCGACUUGCCGGUCACACAGGUUUUGGUUUUCUUCGAUUCGCCAUGGCUUAAUUGUUUCAUUGAUUACCAUAUGUUGUGGAAGAGAUACAUAAGUACUGUAGUGCUAUUCAUCUAGUCUACUCUUCUUCUAGUAUCUUUUCCCAUCAAGUAUGACCUUUUUUUUUUUGGCAACCACGGUUCUAGACCCUUUUCUUCACGCCUAUACGCCAUCGUUUGUGUAGAUAGAACUCCAUAUUGGACAUUUCGCUUCAACAAACGCUGCAAAAAGCU
This is a messenger RNA of Linum trigynum, 3230 nucleotides long. The record is from the annotation of a GenBank genome assembly. NCBI's taxonomy places the organism in Eukaryota, Viridiplantae, Streptophyta, Magnoliopsida, Malpighiales, Linaceae.